Macrosiphum euphorbiae (potato aphid) is the source of this 1524-nucleotide messenger RNA. NCBI's taxonomy places the organism in Eukaryota, Metazoa, Arthropoda, Insecta, Hemiptera, Aphididae. The record is from the annotation of a GenBank genome assembly.
AUGGAACAGUAUUUUCCAACUAUUAAUGAAGGAAAAAGGCAUGAGAUACGUUCCACAAUGGGUUCAAAAAUAAAAAUGACCAAGAGUAUGUCUGUAAUCCGAAGCCACAGAUCUAUUCUGAGUGACGGAAUAUUAAUGAAAUCAGGAAUAGGAAAACCAUCAAUUUACCAUGCCUUAGUCAUUAUAUUCUUAGAAUAUUUUGCUUGGAGCUUACUUACUUUACCCGUAAUAUCAAAAUUGAAUAAUACAUUCCAAGAUCAUGCUUUGCUCAUGAAUGGUAUUAUUUGGGGUAUAAAGGGUAUUCUAUCAUUCCUAAGUGCCCCAUUGAUUGGUGCCUUAUCUGAUGUAUGGGGGCGCAAAUUAUUUCUAUUAUUAACUGUAUUUUUCACUUGUAUUCCAAUACCUUUUAUGUGUAUUGAUUCUGGGUGGUUCUUUGCCUUGAUAAGUAUUUCCGGUUUAUUUUCUGUAACAUUUUCAGUUGUAUUUGCUUAUGUAGCAGAUGUAAGUGAUGAGAAAGAAAGGAGUUGCUAUUAUGGCUGGAUAACUGGAACAUUUGGAGCUAGUAUGGUUUUUGGACCAGCCCUUGGUUCAUAUAUUAUGGAAAUUUACAAUACUAGUUUUGUUGUAUUUUUAGCAUCAUUAAUAGCACUUUUAAAUGUAUUUUUCAUAAUUGUUGCUGUUCCUGAAAGUCUACCACAUAAACAACGAACAUCUACUAAUUGUAUAUCUUGGAAAAAAGCGGAUCCAUUUGUUGCUUUGAGAAUGGUUGGUCGAGAUCGAACUAUAUUGAUAUUAUGCUUAACAGUGUUUUUGUCAUAUCUCCCUGAAGCAGGAGAAUACUCUUCAUUGUUUGUUUAUUUGAGACUUGUAAUGGGAUUUAGUAUGUUCAAAGUAUCAAUACUUAUUGCAUUACUAGGACUGUUUUCAGCAGCUAUUCAAUCUGUGCUUGGCAUAAUAAUGAAAAUGAUGGGAGCUAAAUACACAAUAAUGAUUGGUUUGGUAUUUGAAAUCAUGCAACUUAUGUGGUUUGGAUUUGGUUCAGAGACUUGGGUUAUGUGGUCCGCCUGUUUUUUGGCUGCCAUUUCAAGUGUUACAUAUCCUGCUAUUAGUUCGUUUGUUUCCAUUCAUUCAGAUGCAGAUAAGCAAGGUGUGGUUCAAGGAGUGGUGACUGGAGUAAGAGGCCUUUGUGGUGGAUUAGGACCUGCAAUGUUUGGAUUCAUAUUUUAUUUGUUUGAUGUUAAUUUGAAUGAAGGAAUGCAAAUAGCACAUACUACUCAACAUUCACUUAAUAGUUCAGUCAUAAUUAAACAUUUAAAGUACAAUAUAAAUAACGAUCCGUCUUCUUCGAUGAUUCCAGGACCACCAUUUGUCUUUGGUUCACUUCUUGUUAUGUGUGCAUUAUUGGUCUCUGUUUUUAUUCCAGAAAAUGUUCCCAAUGGCUCUGACCAACGUCAUAAACAAAUUGGUUCUUCAACUCAAGUACAGUAUCAAAUUGGACGAAUAAAUGUUCAAUCUUAUCUUUAA